UUUUAAGAAAAAUAACAAUUAAUACCCCAGCCACAAUAUUUAAACUUAGUACAGUAUGCAUAAUUUCUCUUUCAGAUUGGACAAAACUCUGACAGCGCCACCAUAUCCCCUUUGGAGUUUAAUCACUCAAACACACCCUCAUUUAUCAAAGAGAUUUAGCUUAAAAUAUGCUUCAUCGCCUAUUAUACUCAAACAACAUUCAACAUAUCCUCGGAAACCGACGUUAAAAUUUAAAGAUGUUUUCAAAAAAUGGGAUGGCAAGAAAUAUUUUAUGGCGAAAUCAGGCACAUAUAAUCGUGAUCUCGAUGAUCACCGUUACAGUUCUUUCCCAUCUUUAGCCCGUUUUAAUAUUCAACAUAACCAAUACGGUUCGCUUCGCAGAUCUUCCUCUAUACCUAGCAAUCUAUUUUGGCAGAAGACUUUAAAUAUACUCAGCAAUUUUAAAAGAGUUUAUCUGUCGGCUUUCGAUAAAAAUUCGAAACAUAGUGACUAUUGUUACUCAUUGGAUAACGCUAUUAACGAUUCCAAACUACGUAGCCAGUUGAUCAACAUGAUAAGAACGCCUAGUAUUAACGACACUUCGCAAACGGGUGAUUUGGGAGACCGUUCUUCCUUAAUAUCCCCAGAAAAUUUGCAAUUAGUUGACGGUGAACAUUUAGAUUCACUUAUAAUGGGCUCUAGUACAAUUAAAUCAUUGGAUAAGCUAAAUUAUGAUCUCAGGAUCCCGAUGUCAAGUGAUCACAACAGAAACUCGACACCCAUCAUUGAAUAUGGUACGAAUGGUUAUGCCCAAAGUCGAAAUUUCGCGGAUAUAACUCAUAACAUCGUGUUUUUAAAUCACCCGAAUAUCACCACCUCGGAUAAAAUUUCUCCCGGAAACAUUUCCUUGCUUUCCGAACCGCUUCAGGAUUGUUACUAUCAUAGCGAUGAUCCUAACAUCAAACUCGACCCCGCCCCUAAUACGUUGAAUAUGUUUCGAGACGAACAUGGCCUACCAUUUCCGUUCUCACUAUCCUCCAGUCAUUGUGGUCAGGUAUCUCCUAAAAUUAGGCCUCGAGCCUUUCUCAGCGAGGGCCACAGUAUCUCUCAUAUUAUUAACAAACCCAAAAACUAUUCCAAAAAACGUUACCUUUUGAGAAACGAUAAAAAAGUUCCCAUUAUCACUGAACCUUUUUUUUCUAGUAAAAAAUUUGAUGGUGCCACAAAAUCACCUUUGGAUUUGAAUCUUGCCUCCCUGCCAGAUUCGAUUAAUGAAAACCGGGCAUUUAUUAGGCGUCAAUCCCAACUCUCUAUCGAAUCGGACCCCGGGUUUCGGUCGUCAGAAUUGAGGAUUCCCUCAAUUCCCGGGCCACCCGGAAAUUAUCAUUCAUUGUUUAACAUUCCCGAGAGCUUCGCUUACGAUGAUAAUAUUAUUAGUGAAUUGAAGGAUCUUAACCGUAAAUCUUCCGAUACCUUAGAAAUUUUUAUCAAUGGUAAUAGCCAAGACAGCACGGAUGACUUAUCAAACAAAGACGGCAAGGUCGAAAUCAAAAACCGUAGUUAUCCUACCUUGACACAUCAAACCGUUAAUAAAGUAUCCUUAAAUAACACCGCAUGCAACGUCAAUAAUAAUCAAAAACGACGUUUUGCCGAUGCCCCCGUGCGUUUCUCUCACAAAUCGCACGCUACUAGCAUGUUACAAAAUGACGCCUCGUCCUUUAAUAAUCGAUUUUACGAUUCAUCAUCUCCGGCUUCUUGCAGCAUCUUGCUCAACGGUAAUAACGAGAAUACCUCUCUUAUAACCCUUACCGACCCAUAUUUUCCUCCUGUACCAUUGCCUCCCCGUGUUUCUAUUUCUAAAUUAUCUGCUAACCAUGCCCCUUGUCCCCCUUGCCAGCUCUCCAUACCCAAUAGAAAUGAUAACCAAAGCCCUUGUGAGCCAACUUUCAAUGCGCUAUUACCCACCAUUUCGAUAGCUACCCGCUCUUUGUUAAACUCGACCGGUAUAAACCUACCCCCUCAUUCUAACAUAAUUACGACCCCUACCUUAUCAUCAACAAACAGCAGCAAUAGUUUGUUUCAAAUGCCAUGUGACAACAAGAAAUAUAGGAAAACGUUUUGGGACGUGCUGGCCCCGAGUUACAAAAGUCGAAACGAGGACUUCAAAAAGCUUUUCAUGGACGAGACCGAAGAAAACGGUAACGGAAUCGAAAACGAGAGACUUCUGGUCGAUUAUUCCUGCGCCCUGCAGAAGGAGAUCCUAAUUCAAGGCCGCAUGUACAUAUCCCAAUCUUACGUUUGCUUCUACGCCAACAUUUUUCGAUGGGAGAGCAAGAUCAAGAUAAGAUUCAAGGAUGUUUUAUCCGUGAGCAAAGAGAAGUUGGCCAAAAUUAUUCCCAACGCUUUGACCUUGCAAACUCAGGAUGGCUCUAAAUACACUUUUGCUUCAUUCACAUCCCGCGACAAGACUUACCUAGCACUGUUUCGGGCUUGGCAAAACGCCCUUUUGGGUCAUCUCCCGCUACCGGCCCCUGAAUUGUGGCAUUUAGUUCACGAAUCAUAUGGCAAUGAGCUAGGACUAACAUCUGACGAUGACGAUUACGUAGAUCCGAGGGCAGUCGAGGCUAGAGGUUUAGAUGUUCUGGAGACUAGCCAAUCGGAAAUUAAUUGCAAAGAAAAACAUUACGAUCUCUUAACGAGUCGAGGAAAUCUCGCUGACUCCAAAACCCGAGUUAAAUCUUCCCCUGAAUUCUCCAGUCAAAGAUAUUCUCAAGGCAUUAAAAAUUACCCAUCUCCUCCCAACUCCAUAUUACAACAACCCCUAGCAGAUAUUCUCAAAAAUCAAUCGGGUGAAAUUUCAUUCAGCUCUACCAAGCACAUCCCUCUUAAUAACAGAAGCCCAGUCACAUUUCUCUCAGAUACUAAUUCAGAACUAUUAAUAUCUGACUCCAUUCAAAAUGGUGGAUCAAAAGAGUAUAUCAAUAUAUCUAACGGACCUAUCGAAGGCGAUUCAUCUGCCAAUAUAUAUUCAACGGAAGAUGAUGAAAAGUUAGGGCCAGAAGAAGGCGAAGGUGAUACGAUAUCUUGUUUAUGCUCGGAACAUCCCGGUAAGCUCUACCUUGACUUGAUAAUAAACAACAAGUCGUGUGAUGAAGUCUUCCAGCUAUUAUUCACGAAUUCGCAUUUUUUCAGAAAUAUCCAGAAGGAAAGAAAUACCAAGAGUCUAGUAAUGUCGGAGUGGGGAAGUUCGAACGAAAAUAUGACAUCGAAUAAAUUGUCCACCUCCCAACAUCACAAUCAUAACCUUAAUCAUCAUCACGAAAAAUAUUCCAAGCAUCAUAUCGACUCUCACGCCAGCAAGAAAAAGAGAGUUUUGUCGUAUGUCGUGGAAAUCUCAAGUCCCUUAGGUACCAAAUCAGCACCCACUACAGAGAAACAAAUUUUAAUCGUUGGUGGAGAAAGUUCUUUGAGAAAAUGGCAUAGAAGGAGGAGCAAAAGAUAUGUUGUGGAAUGUGAAGUAACGAAUUCGGGAGUCCCUUACAGUGACGCUUAUUACGUGAUAUGUAGAUAUUGCCUCACCCGGGUCGGGGGCGAGAAAGAUUCAAAGGCGUGUAGACUAACUGUUCAUUGUUUGAUAGGAUAUAAAAAGAGCGUGUUUUCGCUCGUCAAGAGUAUCAUCGAAAAAAAUUGCCAAUCCGGGCUACAAGAUUAUUUCAAGUUUUUAGGCAAUAAACUAAUCAGUGAACUGAGGGCAAAAUCUAUAACUAAUGAGGUCUCAGACGAUGUCGUUAGCCAAAGUAAAACCAAUAAAAUUCGAAAAGAUCAGCAGGUCCCGAAUGAACUAAGUGGUAACAAAUCUAACAGAGCAACGAAAACUAUUGACUCUGGAACACAAGAUUCUAGAAGCUCCAAGAAAAAACACAUGUCAAAAAGAAACAAGAUGCUUCCUUUUUCUGGCAAUGGCAACAAAAAUUCUCAAGAUGAUUCUUUAUCAGAUGUUAUAGGUAGAUCAUCAGGUGAUAUGGAUGGAAGCAAUCGAAGUGGACUAGUUGCCAAAAAAACGUAUUCGAGGAGAAAUAGAAUAUCAGGACCUAAGGAUUCUUGUAGUAGUCUUGAGGAUAAAUCUCGCUCCCCUCUUUUUGCUAUCCUACUAUAUGUGAUAAUGUUACUUUUAUGCCUUUACGUCGUUUAUCUUAACUACAAAUUAUGGCUUCUAGAAGAUUUUAUUAUACGUUCGCAGGACAAAGGGAACGAAUCAUUUUACCAGUCCGAAUUUAGGUCUACAUUUAUUGUUCCAUUGAAAUCCGCGUCUUUCAUAACGUUUAUAACUACCGUAUGGUCGGCAGCCAUAUAUCUUCCCAAAACGUUUCUCUCUCAUUUUGCAUCUUAUAUUUAUGAUCAUGGAUUUUACAAAAGAAAUUCGCUCAACAAUUUAUCGGAUGAAGAAAUGGCAAAAGGCAUUGUAUUGUUUUCUCAACUACUUAAACAGAUGGAGGAAUCGAUUAUCAAUUUGCAAAGACAUUUUAACGAUACUCAUAAGUUCACUUGAACACGCACGAAAAAACGAAACCUAAUUAUGUUAAAAUAAUAUUUUUACUAUUUUUCUAAUAUUUAUUUAAACAAAACAAUUCUUUUUCGUGUUCAUACUCCUUUUUUUUAUAACAAAUUUUAUACAUUUUUAACUGAAUUUAAAUUCGUUAAUUGAUAUAUUCAUUUCCUUUAUAAUGAAUAUAUAAAUCUUUCAUAUCCUCUAACUAUUUUUUACCAUGUUUACAAUGUUGUUACAUUUAUAUAAAAAUUAUAAAUGUCAACUUUUUAGGUUCCAAAAUCAAAAUUAAAAGAAUUAGGUUAUUUUGCAAUAACUCCAUAAUUAUUAAAUAAUCUAGAAUAAUUUCAUAAUAUAUGACUGUUUUAAUAAAAUUUAAAUUAUCAUAUUUUUCUAAAAUAAAAAUUAAUAAAAUAUUUAUUUUUUUCUAUAUUUAAAGGUGUUAUUAAAUUAUAAAAUUAUAAUCAUAUUUU
This is a messenger RNA of Gordionus sp. m RMFG-2023, 4998 nucleotides long. RefSeq lists its product as uncharacterized. Gene Ontology annotation, cellular component: plasma membrane; endoplasmic reticulum-plasma membrane contact site; endoplasmic reticulum membrane. Gene Ontology annotation, biological process: intracellular sterol transport. The record is from RefSeq and is a predicted model, not a curated record. Gene Ontology annotation, molecular function: sterol transfer activity; sterol binding. NCBI's taxonomy places the organism in Eukaryota, Metazoa, Nematomorpha, Gordioida, Chordodea, Parachordodidae. The transcript is spliced from 15 exons. The coding region runs from base 56 to 4528 and encodes 1490 amino acids.